This is a messenger RNA of Formica exsecta, 1912 nucleotides long. RefSeq lists its product as uncharacterized. The transcript has 4 exons. The coding region runs from base 99 to 803 and encodes 234 amino acids. The record is from RefSeq and is a predicted model, not a curated record. Lineage: Eukaryota; Metazoa; Arthropoda; Insecta; Hymenoptera; Formicidae.
GUGCCUGUCUCUCCAUAUCCCCUAUCAGUGACCACGUUUCUUUAACCGUCGUCUCUUUGACGUCUAUCUGUACUUUACAAAGAGAUAAGUGAUACAAGAUGAUUUUGGUGCCACUGGCUGUGGUGCUUCUCGCGGCGUUUGUCAACGCCGAGCCGGCUAUCAAUGAAUCUGGACCGCGCAAUAACCGACCUGGAAGAUUCUUGUCUCUUCCGNNUCCGAUACCGCAAAAAUGUGCAAAUCGGCCAAAGCAGUUCAAUUUCCGAGGACACAAUUAUUUCUAUAGCGGACACGUGCCAGCCCAUGCUAAUCAAAGAGGAGACUGGUUAGACGGUAGGAACAUUUGCAGGGAAUAUUGUAUGGAUCUUGUCUCGAUAGAAACUCAAGAAGAGAACAACAUGAUCUUCAAACUUAUACAACAGAACGAUGUUCCAUACAUCUGGACAUCCGGACGUCUCUGCGACUUUAAGGGUUGCGAGAACCGUCGUGAUCUCGAGCCCAAGUCUCUGUACGGCUGGUUCUGGUCGGCAAAUCGCGAGAAAAUGGCACCCACCAACCAGGCACCGGCAGGCUGGUCUUUCAACCCGUGGUCGCAGACUGGCCACAAGAAGGCCAGGCAGCCGGACAAUGCCGAGUACGACAUCAACGGCACUACCGAGUCUUGCUUGGCCGUCCUGAACAACGUGUACAAUGACGGCAUCGCUUGGCACGACGUCGCGUGUUACCACGAGAAGCCGUUCGUCUGCGAGGACUCCGAGGAGCUUCUCAACUACGUGGCCAGCACCAACCGCGGCAUCCGCCUCUAAAGCGAUCGCGGUCAGCCUGACACCUACAUGGUGAUCAUGAUCGUCCAUCAGCGUCACGUACUCACUCUCCUUUCUAUACUUCCCGUAGCAAGGAGGGAGCGACGAGACACGUGCCAAAUAAGGACACGAAAUUUCUACGUGGCGAUUCUUGGUUCUUGAAUGAUCACAGAGAAUCUUUUACAAACAAAAUUUGCAUGAUCCCUUCGGAAUUAUAUAAUGGAAUUAUAAUUUAUAUAAUGCGAAUUCUCUACAAUUUUUAUAUAAUUAUAUUUUACAGUAUAAAGGGAGUAUAUUUUUUAUAAUUUUUAUAAUAUGUUCGACUGAGUAUUAUUCAAUUCAUCGAGCUUGCUAGACUUGUAAUUUUGUAAUUUAUUCUCUCUUCUGGAUUUAUAUAAUUUUUUAUAAUUUACUACUCUGUCGAUAUUUUGUGCGAAUUUUCAUGAUUAUGUCAACUUGUUAUAUCUUUAAUCUUCCCAUCCUGCACAAAAUGACUUUCUCGUACGACAAGUAAUUUCUGAAUAAUGUGAUCAUCGGAGAAUUUCAUAACAGUUUGUGAAAUAUAAAUGCAAUCUCUGAGAUACAUGCACUUACAUGAGGAAUCAAAUAGCUUAUUUUAUAUCUGACUCUAGUAAUAAAAAUAAAUGUAGAAUUUUGGACACGCAAUGUUAAAAGCCUAUCGAACAAAGAACCGAAAGAGUAUACUCAUCUAUAAAAUACAUACAUCGUGUGAAUAAUUUGCGUCAAGUUUUUAUUGUACAAUAUUAUUUGGUAUUAUAAUAUUAGUGCGAAAUAUGUUACAUUUUAUAAAAUUAAAUUUAUCUGUGGCACAAUUGUAUUGUACACAAAAGUUUAGUAUAAAAAUAAGAUUUUAAAUUAUUUAUAUCGAUCAGGUAAUAACGUGUCUCGUCGCUGCGCUCUUUCUGCAGUCAUAGUAUGGAAAAAAUUCAGCAAUAAUUUUGUACUUUGUUUGAUUUGAUUACAUUGAUUGAUUUGAUACUUUGUAAUCACAGUAUCGGCUGAAGAGAGUAAUUAAUUGUGUACAUGUAUUUAUUGAUAGAUAUUUGGCUGACAAUCCCUGUACGUUUAUGAAAUAAAUUUAAUCUUACGUA